AAGCAGUUCAAGUUGAAGGCUGGCUGCGCACGGGGCGGUGCGGUGCAUGUCGGCGCUCCUCGGGCGGUGGUGGAGGGCAGCCGGGGCAGGGAGGGGCUGGCAGGCAGCGGGCAACCCCCCCCAGCCGGAGCUGCAGAGAUGGCACAAGCUUCCGAGUGCCGAAACUCCCUCCUCUAUUACUACAGCGUCAAAUUUGCUCUGUCCACCUAUGCUACCCUCUUUUCGAUCCUUGGCCUCAUGAUCCUUUGCAUCGGGAUUUAUGCUGAAGUGGAGAGGCAGAAGCACAAAACCUUAGAAGGAAUCUUCCUCGCUCCAGCCAUUGUCCUGCUUCUGCUGGGCUUCACCAUGUUCUGUGUCUCCUUCAUAGGCAUGGUGGGGAGCCUCAGGGACAACCGGACACUGCUAAAGACGUUCUUCUGGGUUCUUCUGGUGAUCUUUCUCAUGGAGCUGCUGCUGAUAUGCAUUGAAAUCAUCUUUGAAAACAAGAUGAAUGCAGUAUUCCACUCCAACAUCCAAGAGGGCAUCCGACACUAUUAUGAUGACCUCGACUUCAAGAAUAUCUUGGAUUUUGUACAAGAAAAGUUUUCUUGCUGUGGUGGUGAUGAAUACCGAGACUGGGAGGUUAACCUAUACCACUCGUGCAAUGGCAGUGGGCCACUUGCAUGUGGGGUGCCCUACACGUGCUGUAUCAGGAAGGUCCCUGGAGAAGUCAUAAACACGCUAUGUGGAUACAGGACACUCGAUAAAGAGCGCCUGGAGUUGCUUAAUGUCAUCCACGUGCGAGGCUGCAUCCAUGCCGUCGGGCUGUGGCUUAAAGACAACUUUGAGGCCACUUUGGGCAUCGUUUGCUCCAUGCUUCUUCCCCAGGUGGUCGGCCUUGUGAUGGCUUGGCUGUAUUGGCAAAAGCUCAAUGAGAUGUAUUCCAAGCUGGACACCGUGGACUUCAAGAUGUUGGAGAUACAUGAUUUCAGCUUUGGGGCAGUGGAUCUGAGCGGUGCAGGCUGGUGCUGGUGCUUGCCCAAGGAAGGGGGCUAUAUUCCCAUCAAUGUCAUGGAGGAAGAAGAUAAGGAGGAAGAAGGCACCGUCUGACACAGCAGAGUGAGAAGGCAGAAGACGGAAAGCAGUGGUGGAAAACAAAGCUUGGAGCAAAGCUCUUAGAGAGGCAGCUGAUGUAGAAUGCGGAAAUAAUGUGAUUUAUUUUCUCAGGUUCAGGAAAUACCUUGGGGGAAACUGUAAAGUAACAUUGGAAGGUUAUAAAAAUGCAAUGCACUGUGUGGACGCGUGAGCUUACAAGGGUCCUUUUACUACUUUGGCAUUUUGAAGCAUUUGUACAUUUCUUUAUUUUCUUUUUACACAAUAAAUGUGACUUCUGUUCUA
Messenger RNA from Cygnus atratus (black swan), 1377 nucleotides. RefSeq names its product tetraspanin-15-like. Gene Ontology annotation, cellular component: membrane. The coding region runs from base 139 to 1089 and encodes 316 amino acids. The record is from RefSeq and is a predicted model, not a curated record. NCBI's taxonomy places the organism in Eukaryota, Metazoa, Chordata, Aves, Anseriformes, Anatidae. The transcript has 8 exons.